Messenger RNA from Anopheles marshallii, 423 nucleotides. RefSeq lists its product as uncharacterized. The record is from RefSeq and is a predicted model, not a curated record. NCBI's taxonomy places the organism in Eukaryota, Metazoa, Arthropoda, Insecta, Diptera, Culicidae. Bases 1 to 423 code for a protein of 140 amino acids. The transcript has 3 exons.
AUGCAGUCGAAAGAUUGCGUCUUUCCUAUAAGCCAACACAGCAACAGCAAGACAAGCAACGAACAAUUUCGACCUAUUCCUGUGCAUAACUUUUCCAAACCGAUAGUGCCUUUAUUUCGUCCACCAGCAUUGACCAAUAUGCCCAUUUGGAGUGUGUUGAUAAAAACGGCGAUUGUUACGAUUGGAAUCAUUUGCACGGUUAUAAGAUUAAACAGCAUGUACAAUUCAUCCUCUAAUGCGAAUGAAAGCAACCGCGCACUGUGCGAAGUGUGCAAAAUACCACAGAUGGAUGGAGAUGCAACAACUUGGACACAGCUUAACUGUGGCCAUUGUUACCACAAGAACUGUUUGAGCAUGAUUGCUUUCGCAGGUUGUUUUAGCUGUGAACUGAGAGAAACGGAAAAGCAGGUUAAAACCAAUUGA